Molecule: messenger RNA, 3153 nt
Organism: Thamnophis elegans (Western terrestrial garter snake)
Lineage: Eukaryota; Metazoa; Chordata; Lepidosauria; Squamata; Natricidae
Gene: KBTBD11
Product: kelch repeat and BTB domain containing 11
Exons: 2
Coding region: 202-2184 (660 amino acids)
Molecular function (GO): protein binding
Source: RefSeq, a predicted model, not a curated record
AUGGCCUCCUAAUAAACAGAAGACCUCUUUGAAGCUGAAGUCUUGCAGUCACAACAAAAAAGUUUUGAAAAAAAUACACAGUAUUGCAGCUAAUUUAUUCCACUGAAACAAUUUUGGAAUGCCUGACCACUGACAGUCAAAUAUAAUCAUCAUAAUAAAAAAGAUCAGAUUCUCAAAUCCUUUGAAGAAGGAAUACAAAGGAUGCCAUCCAUCACAAGAAAUUCAGGUGAGAACGGGAGCGGCGGCGAGGCGAAGAAGCGCUGCGGGGAGACGGAGCAGCCGCAGCCGGGAGAGGCUGCCGAGGGCGGCGAGCGGUCCCCGGCGAUGGAGCCGAGCGUGGCCCCCGAGGAAGGGCCGGAGGCGCCGCUUCCCCUGCAGGCGCCCUGCGGCUUCGGCUCCGCGCUCUGCUUCAGCUCGUCCGGCGGCGGCGGCGGCGAUGAUGACCAGGCGCCGCGUCCGGAGCUCGAGGCCGCCUCUCCUUCCUCCUCGUCGUCGGGCAGCGGCGUGGUGAAGCCCCGGUGGGACCUGAACAGCGCGGCGGCCGAGUCGGAGGAAGAGGAGGAGGAGGAGGGCGGCAGCCGCGGCAAACCCUCGCCGGUCUCUGCGGGCAGCCCCGACUCCGACGCGCCCGGCGAGGCGCCCCCCGUGCGUCCCUUCCCCUCGCCGGCGGCGGCGGCGGCGUCGUCCGAGGAGCCGGACCUGGUGAUCGAGGUGUGCGGGCGGCGCGUGCGGGCGCACAAGGCGGCGCUGGCGGCCCAGAGCGACUAUUUCCGCGCGCGAUCCUCGCGGGACGUGCUGCGCCUGAAGGGCGUGAGCCUGGCGGCGCUGCGGCUGCUGCUGGAGUACGUGUACACGGCGCGCAUGGCCGAGGUGCGGCACGAGGACCUGGCCGAGGUGCUGAGCGGGGCGCGCGUGCUGCAGAUGCCCUGCGCCCUGCACUGCGCCGCCGAGGCCGCGCGCGCCCAGCUCAGCCUGGCCAACUGCUACCAGCUGCUCUGCCUGGCCAAGAAGCAGCGCCUGGCCGAGCUGCGCGAAGCCGCCUUCCGCUUCAUGGCCGACCACUACCUGCAGGUGCUGCGCGAGCCCGCCGUCUACGGCCGCCUGAGCGGCGCCGAGCGGGAGCUCAUCCUGCGCCGCCGCCUGGAGGCCGGACGGGCCUGCCUGCUGGUGGCCGAGGUCAGCGACGCCUUCGAGCGGCUGGGCAGCCGGCCGCAGAGCCGCGAGAGCAGCCGCCCGCAGAGCCCGUCCUCGGUGGCCUCCCUGGAGGACGGCGGCGCCGGCGCCCUGCUCUACAGCUACCAGGAGGCCGGCCAGGAGUGGAGCGUCCUCACGCGGCUGCCCGAGGAGGCCAACGCCAAGGGAUGCGCCAUGUGCGUCCUCUACAACUACCUGUUCUUGGCCGGAGGGAUCUCCGCCGCCACUGGCGACCAGCGGCCCAAGCUGUCGGACAAGGUCUUUUGCUACAACCCCUUAACGGACACCUGGAGCCAGGUGAAGCCCAUGGGGCAGGCACGCUCUCAGCUGAAGCUCCUGGCCCUGGACGGGUAUCUCUACGCGGUGGGCGGGGAAUGCCUCUUCACGGUGGAGAAGUAUGACCCCCGCUCGGACCGGUGGAGCCCCGUGGCCCCUCUGCCCAAGGGGGCCUUCGCCGUGGCGCACGAGGCCACCACCUGCAACGGGGAGAUCUACGUGUCUGGGGGCUCCCUCUUCUACCGGCUGCUCAAGUACGACCCCAAGCGGGACGAGUGGCAGGAGUGUCCUUACAACAGCAGCCGCCGUCGCUCGGCUGACAUGGUGGCCUACAAGAGCUUCAUUUACCGCUUCGACGUGAGCAGCAGCCGCGGGGAGCAGGGCCCGGGCGGAGGCGGAGUGGAAGUCUUCCAGUACAAUACGGUGGCCAAGCACUGGCGUCAGUGCGCUUCCUUUCGCCCCGCCGGCAGCCCCGUCCAACCUUUCCGCUGUGCAGCCUUGGGCAGCGCCAUCUAUUGCGUCAACCGGACUGGGAUGUUGAGCUUCAACCUGGCUCAGAACGGCGAGGUGGAAGCGGACGGGGGACUGAAAGGCACCUUUGACACAGAACUGCUCAAAAGUCCCUUCGACGCUAAAGGCCUCCUCCUCCCAUUUGUGCUGAUCCUCCCAGAGAAGGAAAAAAUUGGGGAGCCAGAGAGUCCUCUGUCCUUGUGAGAGCUGGCCUGGCCUUCGGGUCGCUGCUUAGCAUGCAGUCCUUUAUCUGUGAUGUCAACAAUGUAGGGCUUUUACUGAAGCACGGAUGAGGGCUGGCACAAGCUCUUCGGUCUUGGGUGGUGAGGAUGGUUGGGCCCCAAAGGCAAUAGAAGUAGCAGAAGGGGGAAAGGCAGCAGUAUGUAACAACUCCUUCCAGGGUAUAGAGGAGACCAUUGUCAGAAAUGUCUUUAGUUCAUGCAUGCACGCACCAGCGUGGGGGGUUAUUGUGUCCCACCUAAAAGUGUUGGCCAGCUGUUCAAAGGCUUCCUUACUGCACUUCAUGUAGGAAAGAACUCAUCUCUUGGCAUUCGUGUUAACCAGCCAGUGGAAAGCUGCUAAAACAGGUUUAAUUGUUGUGCUGUGUCUGCCUCCCUUUCCAAUCUAGAAAUAUGUUGGAUCUGUGUAAAAACCAGAAAACAACCCAUUUUAAAAAGGAAUUUCAGCUUUCGGCGGUGUUUUUUUUGUGCAUCUUUGAAAAGAGAUUCUUCUAGGCACUUUCUGCUUGGUCUUCUUGCUCUUGGAUGCAAGGAAGGAGCCACAGGAGAACUAGGAGCUUGUAAUGUGGGAAGGGAUCAGUAUGCCAUUUUGGAAGUUUUAAUAGGCCAAAAAAAAAAAGUUCUCGUGUGAAAAAACAAUAGGCGAUCAUCCACCUCAUCAUCUUUUCUUGUUUGCAUUUUUAAGUUUAAUGAGAUCGUUAUGGAAGACAUGCCGUUGCGCAGCCUCAGGAAGUUAAAACAAUUGUGCAUGAUUAACAGAAGCAAAACAUAAGAUUUGAAACAAGUAACAUUUUCUCCCAUUUGCAUCUGUUAGAAAAAGAAGGAAAGUGGGGGGAAAAGCACCAAUAUAUCUAUUCAGUUCUGGGUUUCCUUUUUUUUCCAUGUUCAACUUUUUUAGGCAGGAUCAGAAAUAUAUAUAUUUAGUGUCACAACC